Molecule: messenger RNA, 1501 nt
Organism: Monascus purpureus
Lineage: Eukaryota; Fungi; Ascomycota; Eurotiomycetes; Eurotiales; Aspergillaceae
Source: the annotation of a GenBank genome assembly
CCUCUGAAGGUCCCAUUGCCUAACUACACAUUUUUAGGAUACUGACCUAGCAAGAAACUCCUGAAUCUUGCCUUCUUUCUAACAUCUUGACCUGCGGCCAGAGAGGACUGGGCUACUGACAUAAUGUCUUUGAUGGAAGUGACUCGUGCUGACGAGUCCUUCGAUGAACGGAACAACAUGAGGGAAGAUGGUGAUAAGAAGUCAAAGAAUAGGAGACCAGCAAACACGGCUUUCCGUCAGCAACGUUUAAAAGCCUGGCAGCCGAUACUGACUCCUAAAAGUGUACUACCUCUCUUCUUUAUAAUUGGCAUUAUUUUUGCCCCGAUCGGCGGUGUUUUGAUAUGGGCCAGUUCAGAAGUGCAAGAAAUAGUGAUUGACUAUUCGGAAUGUGCCACAAAGGCACCUUUAGAAGCAAGAAGCCCGAUUCCUGACAAGGUCAAAUCGACAUUCAAGUCUUCCAAGCAGACUGGUCUACCAUAUUGGCAACGAAGUAUUGUCAACAGGACUUUGGUACCGAAAAAGCCCACCACUGUUUGCUCGCUUUAUUUUGAAAUCCCAGAUACUAUCAACCCUCCUGUAUUCAUGUAUUAUCGCUUGACGAACUUUUAUCAGAAUCACCGGAGAUACGUGCAAUCUUUGGAUUUGGAUCAACUGGAUGGCAAAGCUGUGGAUAACGCUACUAUGCGAAACAGCAAAUGUGAUCCUCUGAAAUUGGAUCCUGAGUCUGGAAAAGCGUAUUACCCUUGUGGUCUAAUCGCUAAUUCCCAGUUCAACGACACAAUUUACAGUCCUGUGCAUUUGGAUAAUAACGCAACAUAUGAGAUGACGAACAAGGGUAUUGCCUGGGACAGUGACAAACAGCUGAUCAAGAAAACAAGCUACAACCAGUGGCAAGUCCUCCCACCGCCAAACUGGCAUGAUCGUUACCCAGAUGGCUAUACCGAUGAACGGCCCAUUCCUAAUCUCCACGAGGACGAGGAUUUUAUGGUCUGGAUGAGAACAGCUGGAUUACCGGAUUUUAGCAAGCUCUCUAAAAGGAACCAUACUACAGCAAUGAAGGCAGGAACUUAUAGGCUUGAUAUCGAUGAUUAUUUCCCUGUCACCGAAUAUAGUGGUACUAAGUCAAUUCUUAUAUCUACCCGGACUGUUGUUGGCGGCAAGAAUCCUUUUAUGGGGAUUGCCUACGUAAUCGUUGGGGGUAUUUGUAUUGUCCUGGGGACUCUGUUUACAGUUGCACAUCUAGUUAAACCAAGGAAACUUGGCGAUCAUACCUAUUUGACUUGGAAUACUGAGCCACAAAGCACAGCUGUCACAUCUGGAGCAGAUGUUGGACUCAGAUCGCAUGCGCCUUGAACCUCAUUUCUGCUUUUAUCUUGUUUCUUGUUUCUCGCCAGGCGUUUUACAACGGGAGUUGGCUACUUACCAAGGGUUUAACGUAAAUUGAACUUCUUUAAGGCAUUGGUCUGUGACUUAUUUAUUUUUCAGAAUGCAACUGUUGUCG